Messenger RNA from Aureobasidium pullulans EXF-150, 1149 nucleotides. Its product is annotated as Thioesterase/thiol ester dehydrase-isomerase. The coding region runs from base 81 to 1019 and encodes 312 amino acids. Lineage: Eukaryota; Fungi; Ascomycota; Dothideomycetes; Dothideales; Saccotheciaceae. The transcript has 5 exons. Gene Ontology annotation, cellular component: peroxisome. The record is from RefSeq and is a predicted model, not a curated record.
CUUCAAGGGGUGGCAUCGACGUAGACAACUACUUUCCGCUCGAAAACCACUUUUAGUCAAGAACCAAACAAGUAGCAACCAUGAGUGGUCCCGGUGUUGGUUUCGAAUACCCCUCAGUGCCAGUGUCGUGGUACAAGCGAGAUGUUCUUCUGUUUGCGAAUGCAAUUGGCUGUGAUGCUAAAGAUGAGCUUCACUUCUUAUAUGAGCUACACCCGAAGUUUUCGGUCUUUCCAAAUUUUAGCAUCUUGCUUCCCUUCAAGGGAACAUCUGCAGAGGUUAUCGACUUCUACGCAUCCCAAAACUCCAAGCGAGCUUCAAUUCCUGAUGUACCAAAAUUCGACAGCCGCAAAGUGGUUCACGGAGAGCAAGCCAUUGCUUUCCUCAAGCCUCUGCCCACAACCAGUGAAGGGCGCGAGUUUGAGAUGAGAGCGAAAGUUCUCGGUGUAUAUGACAAGGGCAAGCCUGGCUCAGUAGUCGAGACCGAGAACUUGAUCGUAGACAAGGCCACUGGAGAGGUGUACAGUAGAGCUGUGGGCAUGUCAUUCUUUGUUGGUCAAGGAAACUGGAAUGGACCAAAGGGACCGAAGACAGUCAACUAUCCUCCUCCAGAGGGCAAGAAGCCAGACGCCGAAUACGUGUAUCAGACAAAUGCCGAGUCAGCACAUCUAUACAGACUCUGCGGUGACUACAAUCCUCUGCAUGCCACUCCGGAACCCGGUCAGCAAAUGGGCUUUGGCGGCGCCAUCCUUCAUGGUCUGUUCAGUUGGAACACUACUGCUCACGGACUCUUGAAGCUUCUUGGAAACUCGGAUCCAGCCAACAUUAAGGAGUUCGCCGCACGAUUCGCGAGUCCCGUCAAGGCAGGAGACACUCUUGUCACACAGAUUUGGCGCAUCGGUAACAUUGACGAUGAGGGCUGGGAAGAUGUUAGAUUUGUGACCAGUGUGAAGGGUGGCAAAGUAUGUCUGAGCAACGGUCGUGCAAAGAUGAAGAUUUCUGGACAGAAGAGUAAGCUGUAGUACAGUAUCAGUACCGUGAAGUCUAGUCACGAAGAACCUAGAUUUUGACAACGUGUGGCAGCAGGGUGGAAUCGUAUCAAAUGAGUCCAUAAUGAAUCGUGUCUAGCUGAGGCUAUAAUUACAAACCCGG